UCGGAAGUAGCUCGUGUGAUUGUGUGACAGUUUCGUCUGCACGUCAGCGCACGCGUCUGUGCCCACUGUAGCGCGCUCAGGUCCCCGUGCAGCUCCCGUGCAGGCCCCAUGUCUAAGGACGCGGAGAUCGUGGAGUCCAAGGUGCUGUGGCGUCCGGAUUCCAAGACAGUCACGCAGAUGGACCGGUUCCGCGCUCGGGUGAACCGACACUUCGGGCUUCAGCUCGCUAACUAUGACCAGCUGUACCAGUGGUCGGUGGAGAACUACCCUGAGUUCUGGGCAGAGGUUUGGAGGUUCUGUGGAAUCACCAGCUCAACCAUGUAUGAAGAGGUGGUUGACGUGACGAAGAAGACUUCUGAUGUGCCGGAGUGGUUUAAGGGCAGCAGACUAAACUACGCUGAGAACAUACUUCAGCACAAGGACCAGGACAAAGUUGCCAUCUAUGCUGCCCGUGAGGGGGAGGAAGCGAUCGUCAAGGUGACGUUUGGAGAACUGAGACGUGACGUGGCCCACUUCACCACAGCCAUGAGGAAGAUGGGUAUUAACACGGGUGACAGGGUUGUAGGUUAUCUCCCUAAUGGAGUUUAUGCAGUAGAGGCCAUGUUAGCAGCUGCCAGUAUUGGAGCUAUCUGGAGUUCCACAUCCCCAGACUUCGGAGUCAAUGGUGUACUGGACAGGUUUUCUCAGAUCCAGCCGAAACUGAUUUUCUCUGUCGCUGCUGUUGUGUAUAAUGGAAAACAGCACGACCACAUGGAGAAACUCCAGAGCGUCGUCAAGGGUCUUCCUGAUCUGAAGAAGGUAGUUGUAAUUCCUUAUGUUCGUUCCAGACAAGAAAUAGACCUCUCCAAGAUCCCCAACAGUGUGUUUCUGGAGGAUUUCUUGGCUCUGGGAAAAGAGGGCGAUCAGGACCCUCAGCUGGAGUUCGAGCAGUUGUCCUUCUCUCAUCCUCUCUUCAUCAUGUUCUCCUCGGGCACCACGGGCUCUCCCAAGUGCAUGGUGCAUUCUGCCGGGGGUACGCUCAUCCAGCACCUUAAAGAACACAUUCUGCAUGGCAACAUGACAAGCAGUGAUGUCAUCAUCUAUUACACCACGACUGGGUGGAUGAUGUGGAACUGGUUGAUCUCCUCUCUGGCUGUUGGGAGUUCGGUCGUCCUGUAUGAUGGCUCUCCUCUCAUUCCAACUCCCAACGUUUUAUGGAACUUGGUGGACCAGCUGGGGAUCACCAUAUUUGGCACCGGGGCGAAAUGGCUGUCUGUCCUAGAGGAGCGGAAUCUAAGACCAGCCAAUACUCACAGCUUGCACAGUCUACACACCAUUCUGUCCACUGGCUCUCCUCUCAAGCCCCAGAGUUAUGACUACGUGUACAACUGCAUCAAGACCAAUGUUCUCCUGGGCUCCAUCUCAGGUGGCACAGACAUCGUCUCCUGCUUCAUGGGUCAGAACUGGACAGUACCCGUGUUCAGGGGCGAGAUCCAGGCGCGCAACCUGGGCAUGGCUGUGCAAGCCUGGAGCCCAGAAGGUAAGCCUGUGUGGGGAGAGAGUGGUGAGCUGGUAUGUUUGAAACCAGUUCCCUGCCAGCCCACACACUUCUGGAAUGAUGAGAAUGGGAGCAAAUACCACAAGGCAUACUUCUCCACCUUCCCAGGUGUGUGGGCCCAUGGUGAUUACUGCAAGAUCAACCCACAGAGUGGAGGAAUCGUGAUGUUGGGCCGAAGUGAUGGCACUCUCAAUCCUAAUGGUGUUCGUUUUGGGAGUUCUGAGAUCUAUAACAUUGUGGAGGCCUUUGAGGAAGUGUCCGACAGCCUUUGCGUUCCCCAGUACAACAGUGAUGGGGAGGAGCGGGUUAUUCUGUUCCUUAAGAUGGCUCAUGCUCAGGUGUUCAGCCCCAACCUGGUGGGGAGGAUCCGUGCGUCCAUCCGAGUGGCGCUGUCUGCACGUCACGUGCCUGCUCUCAUACUGGAGACCAAGGACAUACCAUACACCAUCAGUGGUAAAAAGGUGGAGGUUGCGGUGAAGCAGGUGAUCGCUGGUAAGGAAGUGAGACAGCGUGGUGCCUUCUCCAACCCGGACUCACUGGACCUGUACAAGAAUCUGCCUGAGCUCCAGAACUUCUGAACACCAGCUGGACCCACCCACUGGAGCUCCAGAACCUCUGAACUCCUGCCGGAGGAGAACCUCCAAAUCCCCUCUGCUUCAGAGGUUCUCAGCACCUCUCAGGCCUUUCUGGCCAUCUAGAGAAAUCCAGUGAAAUGACCCUACACCUGUGGGAAGGGUCCGUGUCAAAGCAGCUUAGUGUUUUCAGUUCACGCCUGAGAAACCCCUCACCCCGUAUUCAGGACUCACUCACCUGACGUCCACUCAUAACUCUCCUUCCUUCAUUUUCUCUCUCUCAUGGACAAACAUAUAAACAGUGAUGGUGUCAUUCGUGUCUGUCUUAUGGUUUUGUGUAAGAUGAGUUUGUAACUUCGUUCCAAAUGUGUCCGAGGGCACUGCAGUCAGCUACAUGUAGAGGGCGCUGUCAGAGCAACUCAUAAAGUACAGAGAAUGUUAUGGAAAGAGUGUGUGAGUUGGUUUGUAGCUGCUGUGAUGGAAGGCAGGAGAGGUUACAUGGGUGGAUUUUUGUUGGCAGUGAGGUGGCAGGUGCCACUUUUACUGAAUGUGUUUUACAACAGUUGCUGUGGCAUUGCUUUCAAAAAGUUGAAUGUUGUGAAGAUCGUCCAGUGCGUGUUCUGGCUACUUGUUCGUGUCAGAUUUAUGUGGUUCAUAAAUUCCAAAACCUGAUGCCCAUUACAGAAGUUCUUUGGUGUCAGAUGAGUGUGAGAAGGCAGAGUUGGUGAACAUGGAGUUGUUUCCUGGUUAUUUCAUGGUCACCAUGGUUAACCCCUUCCUCAGAAACAUCUGAUGUCCGAUGUCUUGGAUCAGUUGUCGUUCUCGCUGAUAAAUGGGGGAGGAUGUUUCUGGCAGGAGGGGGAAUUCUCUGUCUGGGUUUCUGAUGGAUGCUUUAUCAAAUCCUCACCAUGGAACUUCUGAAGGUUUGCGGUUCUUAUCAGUCUCUUCAGCGUUGGAGAUCAGAGCAGGAAGCACUGUGAAAGCCUCUCCUCUUGUCUGGGAAGAUGAACACGCAGAGUCUGUGGGGUCAGUGCGCAGUGUCUGGCAGACUGAAUUCUGAGCUAUAUUUAUAUUUUUUCUGGCAACACCUAGGUGUCUGCAGUCUUUUUUUAUCCCUAAGAGUGAGAUGAUCAUGAUGUUGAGCUUUGGGUGUUAAAGGGACAAACAUUCACUGAAUCCUACAACCAAAUAAUUUUUUUUGACAUUUUUGAAUGUGUAGAUUAAUCUUUUUAUAUUGUCUGAUGCCAUACUUUAUAUAUAGAAUGGUAAAAUGUCCUAUAUUGGUGUUUUCAAGGGAGAGAAAGUUUCAAACAAAUUUUAAACGAUCCUGGAUCCUGUCGUAUAAAUUCCAGCCCGCCUUACAAAACGCUGCUGCUCAGAACACUGUUGUGGUUCUCCCAGUAACAUUCAUCACAGCUGUACUCAGGAGUGCACAGGAGUGUUUACGAAGCUACUUCUACAGUUGCAGUUGCUUUUCUCACUGGUUACCAUUCUCACUGGUGUGUGAGGAACUGUGGUGGUGGUGGUGAUUGGAGGUUCAGUAGAUGGUUAGAUGGUGGUAAGAGUAAAGCUUUGUUGAGGUUGGGGUCUGCUUCACUGUGCUCAUGACCUGCUCCUCCUCCAACACCCAGAAUCCCUGGAGCUGCUAAAGACCCUACAGGACGGACCAGGCCAUCAUGUGCCAUCUGUCUCUCUUUGUCUCCGCAUGGUCUCUGAGCCAGAGGACACUGGGUCUUACUGAUCAGAUCCGUCACUGGAUAUCACAUCAGAGACAGCUGUCCAACUCCAGACCUUCAGAUCCAAAGUCCUGGUCUUGGCUUUGUUAUUUGGUAGUUUGUUGGUGUUGUAGACCACAGGGCUCUACAGGCUGUGUAGCUUCAUCUAGGACCUCAGGUGUGGGGACAACUGCUGCUCAGGUAACGGAAGUUCCAUUAACUACCAGGAAUUACAAAACCCAGGAACAGAUUUUCAGUUUGAGGUGGAGAGCUGAAAGCUGUUCGUCUGUCAUUCUGUCACAUUCCUUGAUUUCUUCAUGUUGCCUUUUUUUUUUUUUUUUUUUUUUUUGAUUACAUACUACAUCUACAUUAAGGCUCAACUGGAAUGUUUUUAGGUUAUAUAAUCAUGUAUUUAAAUUUAUGUAAAUGUGUUGAAUGUAUAUGAAAUAUUAAUCUCUAAUGACUAAUAUAUUUCUGCUUUGAAAUAAUUGUAUUGAACAGUGUUUAAAUGUGAAUACUUGUGUAUAUAAAUAUGCACUGUGUAAACACCUAUCAGCGACAACAUUAAACCCACUGACAGGUGAAGUGAA
Electrophorus electricus (electric eel) is the source of this 4414-nucleotide messenger RNA. RefSeq names its product acetoacetyl-CoA synthetase (gene aacs). Gene Ontology annotation, biological process: positive regulation of insulin secretion; lipid metabolic process. Gene Ontology annotation, molecular function: acetoacetate-CoA ligase activity. The record is from RefSeq and is a predicted model, not a curated record. Lineage: Eukaryota; Metazoa; Chordata; Actinopteri; Gymnotiformes; Gymnotidae.